CUUCCAUUAUUUAUAAGCCGCGAGUGCCUCGCGGACACCGUAAGAGACGAGGACGACGCUAUGACUAUUCAAGUGUACAAGAGCCGUGCCAUUUCGCCUGCAUACGGUAGGACGAUUGACCUAAGGAAUAAGGAAGUUGUGGAAGAGUCCCCUUCUCCUUUCGUUAUAGUGGAUGUUAAGGAGUGUAGGAGACUCACCAAGGACCAGCAACGUCGGGGACGAGGGCAAUGUCAACCAACUGCGAGCCAAAAGCGCAUACUAUCCUGCAUAGUCAUAUCUAUUAUUCCUGACGACUUCAAGCUCUUGGGAAACGCAUACGACUUGUUCCUAGGACUAUGCCCUCCGAAGCACCCGAAAUUCAAAAAUAUCGCCACACGUCUACGAAGCUACCGCAAUGCAAGCGGCAUUUACCAGAAAAGCAGAGGCCCUUUAUCAGAAGCUGGACUGUUUUUCAGCGGUGACAUGGUGACUUGUUUUCACUGUGGUGGUGCUCAUGGAGAGUGGAGAGAAGGAAAUGACCCACAUGUCGAACACAGCCGCUGGUAUCCAGAGUGCCUCUUCACCCGAUUCACAUUGGGGGAUAAUCGGGUGUAUUUCAUCUGCGGUGAACACCGUAACCAUCUGAGCAGGCUUGCAGAACGCGGACGUACAGAGACUUUUGUGAAGGCGCUAGUGGACGCUCGCUUUGGCAGUGAAGACAUCCGUUUUUAUGAGGCUUCAGGAAUUAAAGUACAAGUCCUGUACCUCGCAGCAUCUUUGCUGGGAGAGGAUGCUUCCAAAGGUGACAUCGAGGAGAAACUCUCUGAGCUUUGCGACUUCAGACUGGAGAUUGAUUGGAGAACAAUAGCACGUGACAAGCAAUGCUCAGAUCGCACGUUGGACAUGUCCACGGUAUGUGCCAGGCAUGUCCCGGAUAUGUUACAACCUGAGGACCAGCGAAGGCCCAGCCGCCAGCGUUCCCAACCGUCCGAAUCAGCAGAUCCGAUUGGUUGCUUCGGAUAUUUAAACCGCUCCAGGUACCCCGAGUACGCGGACCUGUCGAAGAGGUUGCCUACAUUCGACCACUUCCCGCACACUCCCACGGAGCUCCUGAAUCCUCGAAGUAUGGCUAACGUUGGGCUGUUUUACGCAGGGGAAGGCGAUAAAACGAUCUGCUUCCACUGUGGAGGUCCACUCUCGCACUGGGAACCUACCGACGAUCCAGCUAAGGAACACAUCAGAUGGCAUCCAAGCUGCGAAUACAUCCUUUGGAUGCUAAGGCAUACGUCGUCCGCACGUUUGGGACUAUCUGAUAACAUAAGGCCUAUGGGAAGUUGCCCUCGAGCAUCCGUCACGACAGAUCAUGUGACCGUGAUGCCGCCAGUGCUGCCCGAACGAACAGCAGACGUAGCUAGGCCCCAGAACCCGGGAACCGUCCAGCGCCAAGAAGCUAACGGAGCGACAUACCAGACCGAGAGGCACAUUAUACCACAGAAGGAACCAGCACACCGCCGGUACGCAACGUUGGCAGACAGAGAGGCAUCUUUUCAAGGCUACCCAGCUACUGCAAAGGGAAAUACGCAAAAAAUGGCGAAGGCGGGCUUUUUCUACACAGGGACUGACGACCGUACGACGUGUUUUCAGUGUGGAAACAGCGUUUGUAGUUGGGAUGUUGACGAUGACCCAUUGGUGGAACAUGCCAGAUGGUUCCCAGAGUGCCCCUACGUCGAACUUCAGCUUGGUGACCUGGCCAUCAACGACGUUACGCAGACGCACCGAAAUCUGAUUGCGGAACAACAUGAAGCAGAAAUGAGGAAGUCUGACGGGCUAACCGAAAUGAUGCUGCGCCAUCUGAUGUCAGCAUAUGUCGUUCGCCGUCUACUUUCCCAAGGCAUUGACGAUGUCCUCAUGGACUUGGCGAUUCGAACAAGGUUAAACAGCACUGGAUUGAUUGACGUCUUGGAUGAACAGGACGUUCGCAGAGCACUAGCAGAUGUCAUCUCCCUGCCAAAGAAUGUGAGAACACUGGAACUUCCAAAAGCUGAUAGCGGUGAUCUCAGCAUGUGCGUUGUGUGCGGAACGGAAGGCCGGCACACCAUUUUCUUUCCCUGCAAUCACCUUGUAGCCUGCAGAGGAUGUGCAUCGCAUUCCACCGUUUGUCCCUCCUGUACCCGUCCAAUUACGAGCAGACGGGAUGUCUUCUUGGCCUGAAGAGGGUACAUUAAAGAAAAUGGCGACGGGCACCUGUCAAGAGACGUAUGCAACCUGUUGACAAAGAGUCGAUCAAUAAACCAAUCAAUUCUCAA
Messenger RNA from Ornithodoros turicata, 2285 nucleotides. RefSeq names its product baculoviral IAP repeat-containing protein 7-A-like. The record is from RefSeq and is a predicted model, not a curated record. NCBI's taxonomy places the organism in Eukaryota, Metazoa, Arthropoda, Arachnida, Ixodida, Argasidae. The transcript has 16 exons. Gene Ontology annotation, cellular component: cytoplasm; nucleus. Gene Ontology annotation, molecular function: ubiquitin protein ligase activity; cysteine-type endopeptidase inhibitor activity involved in apoptotic process. Gene Ontology annotation, biological process: negative regulation of apoptotic process; regulation of cell cycle; positive regulation of protein ubiquitination. Bases 61 to 2190 code for a protein of 709 amino acids.